CACCUCAAUCACUCUCAUCGCCAUCCUCUUCUCCACCAACAAUCUCCAAACUCGAUCUUGUUAUCAGCAAUUCAGGAUGAAGUUCGGCACAACCGCUGGCAUUAGUGCCAUUCUGAUGGUGGCGGCGGCGGCUCUGCAGCUGGCGGCCAUGGUUUCAGCUGCCGAUUACCCCAAAGCAGAAACCGUGUGGUGCGCCAAAACCAGCCGAUGCUCCGACGCUUACGUCAACUGCCCUGCCGAAUGCGCUUCCACCACCACCCCAAACGCCAAGGGCAAGGUCUGCCACGUCAACUGCGACCAUCCACUCUGCAAGGCCGAAUGCAAAAAGCGCAAGCCAAACUGCGACGCCCCAGGAUCAGCCUGCUACGACCCACGCUUCGUGGGCGGGGACGGCAGGGUGUUCUACUUCCACGGCAAGACCAACGAGGUCUUCACCUUGGUCUCCGACCCCAACUUCCAGAUCAACGGCCGAUUCAUCGGCCACAGGCCCGCGGGCCGACCACGCGACUUCACGUGGAUCCAAUCCCUCGGAGUCCUCUUCAACACCCACAAAUUCACCCUCGAGGCCACCAAGGCCGCGACAUGGGACAGCGAGGUGGACCACCUCAAGUUCGCCUACAACGGGCAAGACAUCUCGAUCAGCGAAGGCUCGCUCUCGUCCUGGUACUCCCAGGACGAGGACAUCAAGGUGGAGCGCGUCUCGACCAAGAACAGCGUCAUCAUCUCCAUCAAGGACAAGGCAGAGAUUCUGGUCAAUGUCGUCCCCGUGACCAAAGAAGACGACAGGGUACACAAGUACAAUGUCCCCGAACACGACUGCUUUGUCCAUCUCGAAGUCCAGUUCAGAUUCUACAAGUUGUCCCCAAGAGUUGAGGGAGUGCUGGGCAGGACUUACCAGCCGGACUUCGAGAACACGGUCGCGAGGCCCGGCGUGGCGAUGCCGGUGAUGGGAGGGGAAGACAAGUACAGGACCUCGGACCUUGUCUCUGCGGAAUGUGGUGCUUGCAUCUUCUCAGAGGAGGCAGAGGACUUGAAGAAGCAGGGGAAUGUCGUUGACUUUCCUACACUUGACUGCACCAGGGGAGCUGCUGCUGGGUAUGGGAUUGUCUGCAGGAAGUAAAAGUCUAUAUGGAAGUUCGAUUUGGGUUGAUUCGAUGAAUCAUCAGCAACUUCUGGUUUCGAAUAAGAUUGCGGCAGCAAGGGAGAGAUCUUAUAUAUCGUAUUAAAAUGAUUCCUCUUUCGUAUAUUUGAUCUUUAGUUAAUUUACUAUCUUCAUGUUUAUUACUAUCUAUCAAAAUUGUAACACUAAUGUUGUACUCUACGAUUAUCUUUGUAAUUGUUCUGCAUCAUUAUUGUAUAAUUUUAAUUAUAAGUGAAGUUCUAUAAUAAUGAGAAUUUCAUAAU
Molecule: messenger RNA, 1404 nt
Organism: Linum trigynum
Lineage: Eukaryota; Viridiplantae; Streptophyta; Magnoliopsida; Malpighiales; Linaceae
Source: the annotation of a GenBank genome assembly